UUUGUUUUACUUUUUUUCAGGCGGAAACGAAGCUUGCUCAAAGAAGGCAAGCGAGGGCUGAGGCCAGGAAAAUCAGAAUGUUGGAAUUGGAAAAGCAACAAAAAGAAGUUGACGAGAAAAUGGAUAUGGAAUAUAAAAUGCAACAAGAAGAAAAAAAGACUCAGCUUAAAGAGCUCCCAAGUUCUAGACAGAAAUGGUACCACCGCCGAACCUCCCUGCAAGUGCCUAUGAUUACGAGUAAUAAGAGGAUGAACAUGUUGACAAAGCAAGCAGAGAUGGUGGUUGCGGCAGGGUCUGGGAGUUCAGGUAGCAGACCUUCCUCUCGGAGAGGCAGCACAGAAUCUGUGGAGCAUGAUCUUUUGAAGGGGUCAACAAACUCUGAGGAGGUUCAGGUGCAUGUAGCACCCCAUAGGGGUGGCAUUGACCCCCGUGAAUUGGAGCCUCUGAAGGGGUCACCAAACGGGGAUGAGGUCCAGUCUGAAUCCCAAACGGGAGGAUUGGACUUAGACGAGCAAGAAUUACUCAAGGAUGCGGUGGCUGACCUCGAAGAGAAGUACAAGAAGUCGAUGAUGACCAAUGCUCAGCUGGACAAUGAGAAGUCCACACUGGUCUACGAAGUUGACUGCCUCAAGGAUGUCCUGGCCGAUCAAGAGGAACAUAUGAUGGAGCUUAGCAGAGAAGCCAGGGAUAAACAUAGAGACUUAGAAUCAAAGAAGCGUGAGAAUGUCGGACUAAAGAGAGAAGUAGACAUUCUGAGGGAAAUGGUAGAACAACGUGAUCAACUCAUUUCGGAACAUGGUUUAUUACUCGUCGGAGGAGAGCAAGCAGACGGGGACUCUUCCAAACCUGUACAGCCAACGGUCGGAACCAUCGUAGUGGUAUCGCCUGAGGCAGCAGAACUCUUAGAAGUCGUCGGUGACGGCCCCCUCGAUGUCAGGCUAAAGAGAUUUGUUGAGGAGAGAAAAGAACUCCUUGAGCAGAUCAGAAAACUGAAGAUUGAGUUAGAGGAAUCAAAAGAAAGGGCAGAGAACGCAGAAAGAAGAAGAGCGAAUCCCAUCACAAUAAAUGGACCAGAUUUAGAUGCACAUGAUUUACAAAGAGAAGCAACGAAACAAGUUGGUGAAUACAAGUUCAAGUUACAAAAGGCAGAACAGGAUAUCACAAAUCUAGGUGGACAGGUUGUGAGACUAGAGGGUCAGGUCAGAAGGUAUAAAACAGCUUCAGAAGUAGCAGAAAAGAAUGAAGAGGAACUCAAACUAGAAAAGAGGAAAAUGUCAAGAGAGCUCCGGAUAUUACGGGAGAAAGUAGAAGAAGUGGAGACAUCGAAUACGCAUUUACAGAAACGACUAGACAAAUUCAUUAAACGAAAACCGGAACACUGAUAGCUGGCAGUUAUGUAGAUUUUAAGCUUCUAUUUAACCUACAGAGUACGUCAUUUGUAUUUUAAUUUUCAAAGUAAUGACUGGCCUGACUUUUAUAUCAGGAAAUUGCUGUUGAAGACAACUUGGAUUGAAUAAACUCGUAGAGGUAAAGGCCUGUAUUCUUUAAGUCAGGUUAAUUCACUCUCUGGUCUAAAGUUGUGUUUUAACUUUGGAUAACCAAUUAUGACACAUUUUCUUUACAGUACAUACUCAUGUUGUCUUGUCAUUUGACACUCAAAACAUUUGUACUGUCUAGGAAUAAUAACUGAAUAAGUUUUCUUCACCAUUAUAAAAGCAUGGGGAAGGAACAGAUUCAACAUGAAAAAUUUGGCUUCCGAUAAUAUUAGAACAGAGUUAGACAAUGACCUAAGUUUUACUGGACUUCCAAAUACAGGCCAUAGUGCUUAGGUCAUUCGGUCAUUCCGUUCGCAAGAAAAAUGCACAUGGAAUAAAAGUUAUGAUACUGUAUAUUUAGUAAAUUUUCAGGUGCAGUAUGUUGUGCCAUGGAUUGCAGAGUUACUUUAGAAGUUCUUUAAUCUCAGCUCAUCAUUAUUAUUCUUGAGUGGUAAUUCAAUAAAAACGUCUAAAAUCCCUAUUUAAGAAUAAAAAUCAGCAACUUUUUCUUUGAAACUUGCAUCGUUUUGGCUCGUAAUAUUAUUUUUAAAAACCUAGUAUAAAGCAUUAAAAAAAUGUUAUUGCCAAUUUGAGGAUAAAAAAAGAUUAAUCUAGACUUAAAGUGAUUUUGUGUACUUCUAUGGGUUAAAGCUAAUAUGUAAAGAUAUUCUGCUUUUUCACCUCAUUUUUUUAUCCUCAAUUAAUCCAAGUGAAACAUCACAUUGAAAAUAUGAAAGUCAACUAUUACUCAACUACAUCAAAAGAUUAUUUGAUAUGUAGUAAGUGCUCGAUGUGCACAAUGACAUUGACAAAGAAUAAGUACAUGUAUAUAUGCGCCAAAGCUCCAGGAAUAUUCAGAGUUACUUAGUGGUAGACCCAGGCCUUUGAAAAAUAGGGGGCGCAAAGAGCAGAAAGAGGACGGGGUGCAGAUGAUAAUUUCUUGGAUUUAACUAUGUUACAAUAGUAUGUUCAACAGGUGAUUUUCAAAAUAUAGAAGGGGUGCACAUACCCUGCGCCCCCCCCCCCCUCCCUUGAUCUGCCACUAUACUUGUAUACAAGGCAUUUAUUAGGGCCACUACAAUAGAACAGUAAAGUUAGGAGAUAAAACCAACAUCAAUAAGUUAUUCUAAAUAUUAUGGGUGCAUACAUGUACAUGAAUCAUAGAGGUUCUUCGUGCCAAAGAAACAUGACCAAAAUUUAUAGUGACAAAUUUUGAAGUUAUUUUGAGAACCCGUUCUGGAAAGGAAAUCCGCACCAUUUGCUGUGAAGAAGUAAAACGUGAACUUCCCAGUUUCAAGUAGCAUCUCUUCUUUACAUGACUUAAGUUCAGUUUGAUAUAAAUUCAUACAUGUACAGACAGGACAUUGAGCUUAGGCUCACAAUAAGGUGCUUAAAAUGAUAGGGUGUUAAAGCAGUGUUAUUAAGGUUGAUAUUAAAAGUAUUGCUCGUACUGUAUGUCUAAAUGUGAUUUCAAAUUCACUGUUGACAUCUUUUGUAUUGGUGUGAGGUCAAUGUUUCACCUCGCCUUAGCAUCGAACCUAUGAUCAAGUUGGUCCUGGGAUCAAUUUCAUAAUAGGUGUUGAGACAUCAUUACCAUUGUUUUGGAGUAUUCUUGUAAAGACACCUAACGAUAACAGGAACGCUUGAUAGUGCAAAACCAGGGUAUUAUAGCUUUCAUCCUCUCUGAGUUUUAAGGACGAGGGGGGAGUUUCACAAAUAUUUAAUUAUGACUUAGUGUCGCACCUAAAUGCUAAGUUGAGUUCAUUAUAAAAGGCAUGACUGCAUUGGUCAGAUCAUGCCAAGAGGACGCGCACUACUGCAUUGAAAUAAAUAAGAUUGCGCGUUGCAUAUCAUACACGCGCUGGCAUUUAAGUGCGACGCUUAGUCAUACUUAAUCUUUGUGAAACACCCCCAGGUCACGAAAUACGAUAAGGCACUGUGCUAGAACAUAUUCCACUAGUUUACAAGGUGAAUUACCGAUCGCUUAACCUUAUUUCAUUGGCUUGUGCAAGAUUGUUGAAAGGGAACAAAUUCAAAUUGCAAAUUUCCAAUCAUGUCCAUUAUCUGGACAAAAGACAACAGCUUUGCAUAUUUAUUCACUCUGAUGUAUUUUUGUUGUCCUUCUGUAUCCCCCCCCCCCUCUCUCUGCCUGCCUGUCUGUCUGUCUCUUUUUCUCUUUCACCCAAUUGUUUAAGGAGCAUAUUGUGUUCUCAUCUGUCCUUGCUUGAGCUGUAGAGGGCAGUAGAUGGUCUUCCAUUGCGCGAAUGCACCUGAUUUUAUGUUAUUUAUAACUAUUUCAGUUUAGACCCCCUAUUCUUUCCCUGCUAGUGUAUUAUAGGUGAUAGAAUACUGCAACCCCCCAUCCGCAGUUGUCUUUUUAACUUCCAAAUCUAGUGAGCAUUUACCCUCCCCCAUUCCCUUAUCCAAUGAGAUAACACUAAUAGUCAAACAGUAACUACAAAUUUGGUCGUUGUUGAGGUUUCUUCUUUUGAAAUACUGCUUAUUUUAAUAAUCAAAAUGUGGAUGAGUAUGCAUACAUGUAUGUAGUACAAUUGUACUUUGUUAUUUCAGCGACCCACUGAUUUGUAAAUUAUAUUGGAUUACAAUGUAAUACAGUGUACAUUGUCAUAUUAUUUCAUGAUUUUAAUGAUCAAAACUGUGUUUGUUAGUUAUCAGUAAUGUUUAAAUAAUUAAAUACCCACAUAUUUCUUAUGAGCAUAAUGUAUCAUACCUCGGCCACAUUUGCUCUACGGCGGCCGUAAGGCGAGUCGAAAAUCAGCCGUUUUAUUCAUUUUCAUUUAAUCCACCUAUAUGUAGCUGGUACAAAAAAUGUUAAAAACGGCUGUUUUCAACUCGCCGUAGAGCAAUUACAGUAUGACCGAGGUAUGAGGGUUGAAUGAAAAACAACCACUUUUCUGUAUAAAAUGCAUCAUAGUUUAUCAUAAUGUAGCAAACGGACAUACAGUGAUAGGUUUCUUUAUUUUUUCAUCAUUAUUAUUCAACAUAAGACCUUUUUUUAUGUCAUCAGUUAUAACUACAAAUAAUGAGAAAACUUUUUUUUUAACAAUUCCAAAUCAUGGUAUGUUAAAGGACAAGUCCACCCCAACAAAAACUUGAUUUGAAUAAAAAGAAAAAAAAUCAACAAGCAUAACACUGAAAAUUUCAUAAAAAUCGGAUGUAUAAUAAGAAAGUUAUGACAUUUUAAAGUUUCGCUUCAUUUCACAAAACAGUUAUAUGCACAUCUCGGUCGGUAUGCAAAUGAGGGAACUGAUGACAUCACUCACUCACUAUUUCUUUUGUAUUUUAUUAUAUGAAAUAUGAAAUAUUUUGAUUUUCUCGUCAUUGUCAUUUGAAAUAAAGUUCCAUUCCUCCCUGAACACGUGGAAUUCCAUAAUUUUAACAUUUUGUGCUUCAGGCAAGGAGGUCAUAAUCAUCAAAUUUGUAAAAAUUGAAAUAUUGUACAAUUCAAACAAUAAAAAGCAUAAGAAAUAGUGAGUGAGUGACAUCAUCGACUCUCUCAUUUGGAUGUAACUGGCUUGUUCAUUCAUUUAUUUUGUGAAAAAUAAGCGAAACUUUGAAAUGUCAUAACUUUCUUAUUUUACAUCCGAUUUUGAUGAAAUUUUCAGCAUUGUGCUUGUCUGAUUUUUCUCUAUUGAUUCAAAUUAACAUUUUUCUGAGGUGGACUUGACCUUUAAAGAGGAACUGUUAGUUAUCUUUUACUUUACCAGAUUGUUUUUACCAGAUUUUUUAUUUUCGCUAUGACUUAAAAUGACGUACAAAGUGCAGUUUAUUAUAUAAUCAAAGUAUUUUUAAUAAUCUUUAUGGCUUUUGUCUUUGAUAUCAUUGAUUUUCUGAAAACCUCUCAUCCAUCUCUCAAGCAUUUUGAUUUUCAAAGGGGGGUUUCAUUGCCCUGUGUAUCAGUGUAUCAACAAAUUUACAUAAAGAAUCUGCUGCAGUUAAUGAGGUUUGGUAAAGGUCAUGUCUCAUUAAGUGUACAUUUCAGAGAUCAGAUUGCAUUACACUGAAUUGUAAAUAUUACUGUACAACUACUAGGUUCAAAAGAAAGCUGUAUAGAUAUGAAUUAAACUCAUCCAACAAGGCAAUAACUUUAGAAUAUCGUACUCUAGCCUGUGCUAUUAAAGCCUAUGU
Lytechinus pictus (painted urchin) is the source of this 5684-nucleotide messenger RNA. Its product is annotated as leucine-rich repeat flightless-interacting protein 2-like. The coding region runs from base 78 to 1382 and encodes 434 amino acids. Gene Ontology annotation, biological process: regulation of DNA-templated transcription. NCBI's taxonomy places the organism in Eukaryota, Metazoa, Echinodermata, Echinoidea, Temnopleuroida, Toxopneustidae. The record is from RefSeq and is a predicted model, not a curated record. The transcript has 13 exons.